This is a messenger RNA of Esox lucius (northern pike), 3548 nucleotides long. RefSeq names its product LIM homeobox 4 (gene lhx4). Gene Ontology annotation, biological process: regulation of transcription by RNA polymerase II; neuron differentiation. NCBI's taxonomy places the organism in Eukaryota, Metazoa, Chordata, Actinopteri, Esociformes, Esocidae. The transcript is spliced from 6 exons. The record is from RefSeq and is a predicted model, not a curated record. Gene Ontology annotation, cellular component: nucleus. Gene Ontology annotation, molecular function: RNA polymerase II transcription regulatory region sequence-specific DNA binding; DNA-binding transcription factor activity, RNA polymerase II-specific. Bases 445 to 1614 code for a protein of 389 amino acids.
CAACUGAACGGAGUUAUCUGUGCUAUUCUAAAGAUAGCCCGCCUUUCUGUUGGCAUUCUGUCUCGUCACCACAUCUUCCUUCUUCUGACUACACACCUGCGCUCAAGAAAAUAAUUCUUCCGCCCAUUUCAGGCUUGUCUUCGGCUCCCAUUGGUCCCGGGCGGGGCCUAUGCUAGGGUUACGUCACGGCUGCCCCUGCAGUGUGAAUGAAUCAAGCAGCUUGUAUGAUCCACACCAAAAGAGCACGGCGAAAUCCUGCGUGCACGGACAAUAUUCCAGGAUUAUAAAACAUAUCGGACUUUAACGGGACAGCUAGUUUUACAGAAGGGUCAAUACCCGCUAUUUCUUUGAGAUAUUCAACAUUUUCUUACUUAAUUGACGGGAGCUUCAGUCUACCGUGUUGAGCGUGUAUAUGUGUGUGUUUACUCCCCGAUUUGGAUCACAAUGAUGCAAAGUGCGGCUGUUCUACCAACAGAGAGUCCUGUGAAGGGUCUACCGGAGAUACUCGGAGUGCCAAUGCAACAAAUUCCCCAGUGUGCGGGCUGUAGUCAACACAUCCUAGACAAGUUCAUCCUGAAGGUGCUGGACCGCCACUGGCACUCCAAGUGCCUCAAGUGCGCGGACUGCCAAGCGUUGCUGGCAGACAAGUGUUUCUCGCGGGCGGGAAAUGUUUACUGCAAAGAGGACUUCUUCAAGCGAUUCGGAACAAAGUGUGCAUCGUGCCAACAGGGCAUCCCUCCGACACAGGUGGUGCGGAAGGCCCAGGACUUUGUGUACCACCUGCACUGCUUCGCCUGCGUCAUGUGUAGUCGACAGCUUGCCACUGGGGAUGAGUUCUACCUCAUGGAAGAUGGCCGGCUGGUAUGCAAGGAGGACUAUGAGACAGCCAAACAGAACGAUGAUUCAGAGGCAGGUGCAAAGCGGCCACGGACCACCAUCACAGCCAAACAGCUGGAGACCCUUAAAAUUGCCUACAAGAAUUCCCCGAAGCCAGCACGUCACGUCCGCGAGCAGCUCUCCUCAGAGACGGGGCUGGACAUGAGAGUAGUGCAGGUAUGGUUCCAGAACCGUCGAGCAAAAGAGAAGCGCCUGAAGAAGGACGCAGGGCGGCACCGCUGGGGUCAGUUCUACAAAAGUGUCAAGCGUAACCGAGGCAGCAACAAGACCGAGAAGGAGAGUUCGGCAGAUGACGCGGGGCUGAGUGACAGUGAGCUCAGCUUCCGAGAGGACCAGAUCCUGUCAGACCUAAGCCACACCAAUGGCCUGUAUGGGAGUGUGGGUGAUGUGGCCAGUGGGGGCCUGUUAAACGGAGGCUUCUCUCUGGACGCUGCUGGACAGCCCUAUCAUGACAUUCGGGCAGGAAGUCCUUACGGCCUUCCUCAGUCACCCUCGUCCACCGCCUCGCUGCCGGGCCACACUCCGCUGCUCAACAACCUGGGCUUCACCAUGGAAAGCAUCAUGGUUCAAGGGGGGCAAGGUGGUGUGGGACAGGCUCUCAGAGCCAUGGCAGGAGGUCCCACCUCUGACCUCUCGACGGGGAGCAGCACGGGCUACCCAGACUUCCCCACCAGCCCUGCCUCGUGGCUGGAUGAGAUGGACCACUCCCAGUUCUGAGCUCCACCCAUGAACAAGGCAGAUUGACUGGGGAUAAGGGACAGAUGAAGCAGGCUUUUUACAUUUCUAUUACCCUUAAACUGAUAUUGUUUGUUGUUCAACAAUGGAUGUAGAAGUGGUAGGCAAACCACACUUCAACCGACGUCCUCUGAGUUAAGAACAUGGCGGGACGAACCACAAAAUGGAAUGGACGAUACACUACUGAAUGUUAAAAUUACACUGUAUUAUAAGGUCAAUUGUUUUUUUUAUGGGCUGAUCCCCCCCCCCCCCCAUUAUUUCAAAUACCUGGAUUUGAAAUUUCCAGCAUGUGUUGUGCAUUGGGAUGGUGUUUGUCGUUCAACCCCAAGGCAAGCGUGUACCGUCAUCAGCAAUGUGAGGGCCACAAUCUACAAGGAAUCCCUAAAAAGAAGCUUCCUGCAUGCUUCAGAAUGAGGAGGAUCACUGUUCAUAUCGAAGCCUUUUACAUUAGCAAUGCACUUUACAAACUUCUUUUGUACAUGGACAGCAACAAACGGAAGAGAAAUUAAUGCACAAUGUGACUGAGCAGCGUUUCAUUAUUCGAAAAAAUCAUUUAAUACAGUGGCACAAGUCUAACUUUCCAAUGCUAAGGUUUUUGAUGUAAAGCUGAAACUAACAGCACUGAGUUUUUAGGAAUUAAUGUGCAGGUCUCGCAGAUAAGUCUGGGUCCAUGAGGGGAAAGUUGCUUGCUACAAACCCAUUCUCCUCUGUAAUAUACAGUAGGUGCUUGACUAGUUUGCCACUUUGAAUUAAUUCUAGUCCUGGAUGUUCACUUUAUUCAGUGUUUGUUUUACUGUUGUUCAAACUCCCAGGAUAUGUUCUCUGCAAGACGUCACUGUAAUCUAAUGACAUAAGGGUACAGACAUGUAAAGGCAAACCAACAACAAUAUCUUUUUGAAAACGUUUUUGAUAUAUUAUUUUAUUGGUGUAGCUGACAACAUGGGGAAACUGGUUUUCAUUUUGCCAGAUACAAGAACGGAACAAUGGUUUCAUUAAUACAGCAUAUGUAUUUACCAACCUAAUCUUGGCUGAGGAACAUCCACUGUUAAUGCCGAAAAGUCCGAACAGCCCUCCUGGCUCCAGUAGCUUUGACUGCUUAGAAGCUAAUUUUCUCUGUAAACAGCUGUAGUAUUUCUCCUCAAAGUCAAUACAUGCAAAAGGGAUUAUCAAACAUAAUACUUAGAGCCAGUGUAAAGAAGAUGAUGGCCUGGUUGUCAUGGUAUCAGAAUAUGUUGUCGUCUCGUGUUUCGUACGUCUUGUUGUGUGUCUUAGGACCCCCACUGGGUAAGAUGAGAGGUUUUACAAAAUCUCAGUCUUGUCUGAUGGUGUUGGUUUCAAGAAGUUCAUGUCGUGUCUAAAGACUUACCACCAGAAUAGGUGGAGGCUUACAGGGGGGCACUUCCUUAAAGAACAAACAUUUGGCAAAUGUCGAUCGAGGAUGCCAUAAAAUAAACCGAGAUCACAAACUUGAGAUGCUGGCCGAACAACAGAAAAAUAUCUGUAAAAUAAUUCUCAAAAUCUCAAUGGCUGUCAAUUUAUAUUUAUUUUCAUAUUAUUUGCCAAAUGUCAAACCAGGUGAAAAGAGCAUACAUUAUGCCAACCAGAAAGAGAAACAACAAACAAAAAUAACGACACAUGCAAAUAAUAUACACAUACCAAUAUUGUUUUUGUUCAAUCUAUGUUGCCUCAGAACUCCUGCGUCUUAAUCGUUGUAAAUUUUGUACAGUUUCAAAAGGUAUUGAAAGUCUUGUUUCAUGAGCACUAUUUAUUGCCAUGUGUCUUUGAAAAAGAUGAAAAAGAGAGCACUGAAUCUAUUCAUAUAUGCCUUCUGUGCAAUGGUAUGAACUGUGUACAGUAAAAUCUAUAAGAGGAAAUAAAGCUGAAAUGUCUUUGGAUUAAAGUGGGUUUAUUUCUCC